This is a messenger RNA of Hevea brasiliensis (rubber tree), 790 nucleotides long. RefSeq names its product light-regulated protein, chloroplastic. Lineage: Eukaryota; Viridiplantae; Streptophyta; Magnoliopsida; Malpighiales; Euphorbiaceae. The coding region runs from base 220 to 648 and encodes 142 amino acids. The record is from RefSeq and is a predicted model, not a curated record. The transcript is spliced from 3 exons. Gene Ontology annotation, cellular component: chloroplast.
UUUGAGCAUGAUUAAAAGUAAAAUAUCUGAAAGAUAUAAAAAUAUCUCCUAGGGUGAUGGGAACCUGCUAAAGUUUCUCCAUCUCUUCCAUUGAAAUGUAACCCUUAUCCAAAAAACACGUGUAAGUAUCGUGCUCUUACCAAGUAUUCUAUAAAUUGGAGCCCACACUCUACCUGUGAAUCACCCAACACCGUAUCUCACUAACCCAACAUUGUCAAGAUGCAGGCAGCUUUGAGCAUUGCACCUCCUGUUCUUCCUCUAAAACCCUCCAAGAACUUCUCUCAGGUGACCCUUUCUCCUCCAAAGUUGGGUGCUUCAUCUGUUGCUCCCCGUGGCUCUGCAGUCAAAGCAGCUGCUACUGUGGCUUAUGACACUGACGCAUCCACCACCGUUGAUUACAGCUCUGUGAUCUCUGUGUUUCCAGCGGAAGCAUGUGAAACCAUCGGCGGAGAUGCCUGCUUGGCAGACAUAUUUCCUGAAGUAACGCUUGAAAGCGAUGCCAGAAAUGAAGCAGCUAGAAUUCCUUCAGAGCCUUUUGAAAGAGAGUAUCUGGAGUACAAUGAAGCAAAGACGGUUUUCUGCGCAGAGGCUUGCGAUGAUCUUGGGGGAGAGUUCUGUGAAAGUGCAUAUCAGAGGGGAGUCUAUUAGAAGAGAGACAAGUCCAGAAAUACUAUGAUCUUAUCAAACUUUUCUUUUUUGUUGAAAGUAUAUACUUGCUGCUAUUGCUUGGCAGUGUAAUUUAAUAUCAUCAUUUACCUAAUGAUAAUGUAUAUAUUUAACUUUGGGAUUA